AUGUGCCACACCAGCUGCUCCUCGGGCUGCCAGCCAGCCUGCUGCGUGCCCAGCCCCUGCCAGGCAGCCUGCUGCGUGCCUGUGACCACGAGCUGCAAACCUACUGUGUGUGUGCCCGUGAGAUGCCAGACCUCUGUGUGCAUUCCUGUGAGCUGCAGGCCUGUGGUGUGCACGGCCCCCUCCUGCCAGUCCUCU
Messenger RNA from Tupaia belangeri chinensis (Chinese tree shrew), 195 nucleotides. Its product is annotated as keratin-associated protein 12-1-like. The record is from RefSeq and is a predicted model, not a curated record. Lineage: Eukaryota; Metazoa; Chordata; Mammalia; Scandentia; Tupaiidae. The annotation marks the transcript as partial. Gene Ontology annotation, cellular component: keratin filament. The transcript has a single exon.